CAAUAAUCCUGAUCCUCGAUCUUGCGUCGUCGUCGUCAAAGAGACGACUCGAUCAUCAUCUCAUCUCAGAGCACGCAAGCAACAAUGGUUACUAGCAUCCGCGUCAUAGUUGGAAUCAUAGGAUCUGUAGUCUGUGUGCUCCUCUACGCGGUUCCAGUGCUGACGUUUAAGAGAGUGGUGAAGGAGGCCAGCGUUGGGGAGUUCUCGUGCGUGCCAUACAUCCUCGCCCUUUUCAGCGCCUUCACCUGGGGCUGGUACGGCUUCCCCAUCGUCAGUGACGGGUGGGAGAACCUGUCGCUCUUCGGCACGUGCGCCGUCGGAGUGCUCUUCGAAGCUUCGUUCGUCGUCGUAUACGUGUGGUUUGCGCCAAGAGACAAAAAGAAAUCUGUCGUCCUAAUGGUGUCUCUGGUUGUGGCAACGCUCUGCGUCAUCGUAUCCUUGUCAAGCUUCGUGUUCCACACGCACCAUAUGCGCAAGCAAUUUGUUGGUAGCAUUGGUAUAGUCACCUCCAUAUCCAUGUACAGCGCUCCGCUUGUAGCCGUGAAGCAAGUCAUCCUGACCAAGAGCGUGGAGUUCAUGCCUUUCUACCUGUCGUUGUUCUCCUUGCUGACCAGUUUUACAUGGAUGCUGUACGGCAUCCUAGGAAGGGAUCCCUAUCUUACGGCACCAAACGGCGCCGGGUGUUUAACUGGACUUCUUCAGAUCGCUGUGUACUGCAUUUACAGCAGAUGCAAUCGACCGCCGAAAGCAGUCAAUGGUGCGACAACUAGCCGUGAAGAUGCAAAUGAUUGCAAGGUUUGACUUGGAGAGUCUUAAGAAACUGCCUCUCUCCGACGACGCUAGAUACUACAGUGGCGCUAUUAAUUCGCAUGUGUGCAGUUAUUAUUAUCUAAUUGUAGCCUUCGCUAGCUGUGUCUGUUGUAAGACUAGUUUGUUUUACUUGGGGCAAAUCAAUGGGCAUAGCACCAGCAACCAGUAAUUAACC
This is a messenger RNA of Zea mays, 985 nucleotides long. RefSeq lists its product as uncharacterized. Gene Ontology annotation, cellular component: membrane. NCBI's taxonomy places the organism in Eukaryota, Viridiplantae, Streptophyta, Magnoliopsida, Poales, Poaceae. Gene Ontology annotation, molecular function: sugar transmembrane transporter activity. The transcript is spliced from 6 exons. The record is from RefSeq and is marked provisional. Gene Ontology annotation, biological process: carbohydrate transport. Bases 85 to 801 code for a protein of 238 amino acids.